Anoplopoma fimbria (sablefish) is the source of this 5935-nucleotide messenger RNA. RefSeq names its product E3 ubiquitin-protein ligase SMURF2-like. Gene Ontology annotation, molecular function: ubiquitin protein ligase activity; protein binding. The transcript has 20 exons. Gene Ontology annotation, biological process: ubiquitin-dependent protein catabolic process; negative regulation of BMP signaling pathway. Lineage: Eukaryota; Metazoa; Chordata; Actinopteri; Perciformes; Anoplopomatidae. The coding region runs from base 334 to 2661 and encodes 775 amino acids. The record is from RefSeq and is a predicted model, not a curated record.
CCUCUGACUGACUUCAGCCCGAGCAGUGCGGACGGAGCAGAAGCCUGUCUGGAUGGAGGACGAGCCGUCCGCUUGAUCUGUACCGACACCCGUGAACAGCACCGAGGGGCUCAUUCAGACUUAGUUAUCUGCAUUUGUUAUUUCUUUCUGAGAGCGACCAUGCGGGCGUCGUGCUGCAGACACGGUCGCUGUGCUGUGCUGUGGUGAUGCUAGGAGCUAACGCCAGCUAGCAGAGGGGUUGUUUUUGGGGGAGAAACCUUUUCCAGACCUGUAAUCUGACACAUGCGUUAAACUCCUUCUGUGGUCGUGCAUCAAGCUGGGACACAGACGGGGAUGUCUAGCCAAGGGGUGAGGAGGAACGGCCCGGUGAAGCUGCGGCUGACAGUCCUGUGUGCAAAGAACCUGGCAAAAAAAGACUUCUUCCGGUUGCCAGAUCCUUUCGCCAAAGUGGUGGUGGAUGGCUCAGGACAAUGCCACUCUACAGAUACUGUGAGAAAUACUCUCGACCCAAAGUGGAAUCAACAUUAUGAUCUAUACAUCGGAAAGGCAGACUCGAUCACCAUCAGUGUGUGGAACCACAAGAAGAUCCAUAAAAAGCAAGGCGCAGGUUUCCUCGGCUGUGUCCGCCUCCUGUCAAACGCCAUCAACCGACUCAAAGACACUGGCUAUCAAAGACUGGACCUGAAUAAGCUGGGCCCCAAUGACAAUGAUACUGUGAGAGGACAAAUAGUCGUAAGUCUUCAGUCCAGAGAUCGCAUCGGUUCAGGAGGACCUGUGGUGGACUGCAGUCGUUUGUUCGACAAUGACUUACCUGAUGGCUGGGAAGAGAGGAGGACAGCCUCUGGAAGGAUACAGUACCUGAACCACAUCACACGUACCACCCAGUGGGAGAGACCUACAAGGCCAGCGUCAGAGUACUCCAGCCCAUCAGGGCGGCCGCUGAGCUGUGUGGUGGACGAGAACACGCCAGUGAUGACGCCUGUUAACGGGGCCGAGGCCAGCUGCCCACCGGGGGAACCGCGGAUCCAGGAGAGACGGGUUCGAUCGCAGCGGCAUCGCAACUACAUGAGUCGAACACACCUGCAUACACCACCUGACCUGCCUGAGGGUUAUGAGCAAAGAACAACUCAGCAGGGUCAAGUCUACUUCCUCCACACACAGACUGGAGUCAGCACCUGGCAUGACCCACGGGUGCCCAGGGACCUGAGCAAUGUGAACUGUGAGGAGCUGGGCCCACUGCCACCAGGCUGGGAGAUCAGAAACACAGCCACAGGUCGCGUCUACUUUGUCGACCACAACAAUCGAACAACACAGUUCACAGACCCGCGACUAUCUGCUAACCUGCAUCGUGUUCUCAACCCAAGUCCAAAUGGUUCCCGUGUUGCCAUGGACAGCCAAAACACACAACACAGUCAUCCGACUCCGCUGAAGGACCAGAGUGGUCCUUGCGUCCCUCAGCAGGCUCUGUCCCCAGCCCAGCUGCCCGAGGAGGCAGAGUGCCUGACGGUGCCCAAGUACAAGAGAGACCUGGUGCAGAAGCUGAAGAUCCUUCGACAGGAACUUUCUCAGCAGCAACCCCAGGCCGGCCACUGCCGCAUCGAGGUCUGCCGUGAAGAGAUAUUUGAGGAGUCGUACCGGCAGGUGAUGAAGAUGCGUCCAAAGGAUCUCUGGAAAAGACUGAUGAUCAAAUUCAGAGGAGAAGAGGGGCUGGACUAUGGCGGGGUAGCAAGGGAAUGGUUAUACCUGCUUUCCCACGAGAUGCUGAACCCCUACUACGGCCUGUUCCAGUACUCCAGAGAUGACAUCUACACGCUACAGAUUAACCCUGACUCGGCUGUCAACCCGGAGCACCUGUCGUACUUCCACUUCGUGGGUCGCAUCAUGGGCAUGGCGGUGUUCCACGGCCACUACAUCGAUGGAGGCUUCACUCUGCCCUUCUACAAACAGCUGCUGGGAAAACCGAUCACGCUGGACGAUAUGGAGUCUGUCGACCCGGACCUCCACAACAGCCUUGUCUGGAUCCUGGACAAUGACAUCACUGGCGUCCUGGACCACACUUUCUGUGUAGAGCACAAUGCCUACGGAGAAAUCAUCCAACAUGAGCUCAAGCCCAAUGGCAAGAGUGUCCCAGUUACAGAGGACACCAAGAAGGAGUAUGUCAGGUUGUAUGUGAACUGGCGUUUCCUGCAUGGCAUCGAGGCUCAGUUUCUGGCUCUGCAGAAAGGUUUCAAUGAGGUUAUUCCUCAACACCUGCUCAAAUCCUUUGAUGAAAAAGAACUGGAGCUGAUAGUGUGUGGUCUGGGAAAGAUUGACAUCUCUGACUGGAAGUCCAACACCCGUCUGAAGCACUGCACCCCCGACAGCAACAUAGUCAAGUGGUUUUGGAAAGCCGUGGAGUCGUUUGACGAGGAGAGGAGGGCCCGGCUACUGCAGUUUGUUACUGGCUCAUCCAGAGUCCCUCUGCAAGGCUUCAAGGCUUUACAGGGUGCUGCAGGGCCCAGACUCUUCACCAUUCAUCAGAUCGAUGCUAACGCCAACAACCUGCCCAAAGCCCACACUUGCUUCAACCGGAUUGACAUUCCGCCCUACGAGAGCUACGACAAGCUAUACGACAAGCUGCUGACUGCGAUCGAGGAGACCUGUGGCUUCGCAGUGGAAUGAGAGACACGUUGGAGAGUGUGUGUGUUUGUGUGUGAACAUGUGUGACUGUGUGCAGGACUCUGAUGGACUAUUAUUGUCACUGCGACGCACCGACAGGCUCCCUCAGAGCCGCCUGUCUUCCUCUCACCGCUCUCCACAUUCUUCCCUUAUCGAUGUCUGUUUGAACAGCUGCUACAGAGUCCUCCCCUGUCUUUUUAAUUCGUAUUCAUUUAUCUGUUUGGGUUGGGUUUUUUUUUGUGUAGUUUGUAUGAAAUACGGAGAGCAAAGUACGAGCUGCUGCAUUUCUUUCUCAACAGCUGUGGGUUGUUGUGAGUGAGCAGUUUGUUUUUGACAGCUCCUUUUGCAUUUAGAAAAAGAAAGGCACCGCCCGGUCACCUCACUUCAAAUUUAAUUAAAUCAGGAAGUAGUUUAUCAACUUACAGUUUAACAUCGUACAAAAGUUUUUUCAAAAUUGCCCCUAGGCAUUUGAGAGUCGAGAGUCAUUAUAUUGUUUUGCAAUUUAAACUGAUUGAAUUGAUCCAUGUCAUGCUACUGAAUCUUUAACACUGCAGUUAGCCAUAUCUUGCCCUUUUUUAGCCAUAUCAACCUCAACCAAUACACCUUCCAAUCCUCAUGGCUGCAGAAAUGGUGUGCUUUAUAAUGUUGUAGCGCCACAAAUUCCUCCUACCUCUGUGUAUUUCUAUUUGAGGGGUUUCAUUCCAAAAUGGUAUGUAUUAAUAGCUAAUUUAAUUCAAAAGUGGUUUGUUUUUUUGUUUUUCAAUAAUGCUCCAUAAUUAGUCUGAUUUUCAUACCAGCAGUCAUUUUGUAACUGCAAAACCAUUUUAUUGAAAUUCUCAUACAGUGUGUCUUGGAUAUAGGUCUGAUGUUUUGUGGUGUUUUUUUGGUUUGAGCUCAUGGUGGGUUGUUAAAAAAUGAGGGACAGACUCUGGUGAAGAAGAAGGUGUAAAUCUAUAUAUAUUUUUCCCCCAUAAUCACUGCAGUGUGGCCACAGUGUUCUUCAUGCUUAAACAUUCCUAUUCAAGGAAGGUUGACAGAUUAUAGAUGAGUUCCCCAUUAACUCUACUAGCACAGUAUCUCAUAUUUACAGCUGCAGAGAUGAUUGACCCUCACUUUUUCGAGCCUGGUUCGUCUUCCUUUUCUCUCACGUUUGUCUCUGGCAGUUACAAGUAUGCAUGCUUUUCUUUUGUUCUUUUCUCUUUUUUUUUAAUCCAACUCAGAAUAACCCAGCACACCUCCCGUCAGAUCAUAUGUUGAAGGGCACAACUGUCCAGAUGGGACCAGGCUUGAUGAGGAGCUGUUGAAGGCAGGCGUCUAUUUUCAGUCCCAUCGUCAGUUUAGAAAGGCAGAAGUAUCUCUUUGUCUCUCCCUUGUCACUUAAGAGCACUUUACAAACUGAGCAGUGAUGGCAGGAGUGCUCUCUUCACGUUAGAUUUAAUUAUAUCAUUUCAUUUGCUAUGUGACUUCAUUAGAAAUAUACAGAGUAAAAAAGUAUCUAUACACCUGUCAUUUUUAGUAUAUAUGUACAAAAACAUAGCUAUUUUGUAUAUGGUUGCUUUUUCUUUCUGUUUGAUUCAAAUGCAAGCAUGUUGGUGUCUUCACAGACUUCUUUGCAUUCUCAGGUGAAGUUUUUUUGUUUUUUUUACAUUUAUUUGGCUAGUGUGUGAGGAGGGGUAAAUCUGGUUGUAAUGAAAACUAUAUUUUGGAGGCCCUGUCUUUAAACCCAUGAUAGAGCGUAAAGGUUGGCAGUGUAAAGUGAUUUUGGUCAAUUGCUUUCACCUAUUAAAACACACAUACCUUCAUAGGAGGACAUGAAUGGCCAUAUUUGCUGCUCUGAAGGUCUGUGUUGCUACUGAAAUCCAAACAGCAUAGACAGCAAUGUUGUUUCAUUUGCACAGGAGCAGUCUGGUUGCAACAUGAAUUUUUAAAAGCGACAGAAUGGACUGAACGCUGAUCGUGGCCUCAAACCCUCAGAGCCUCAAAUGUUGGAGGUUGAGUGCUGCUGAACUCCUGCGUGCUACACGGUGAAAAUGUUCAACCAAAAUGAAAAGUCACCUAAAACCAGAGAGGCAGCAGUGAGAAGCAGCUCCAUCAUCACAGCCUCCAUCCAAAGAAAACCUCUGCAUGAAUGGACGCUAAAGAGAUAAAGCCUAUUUAUUUGCAUAAUUAUCACUCCUUGAAAACUUUUUGAAUUGGAAAAUCUGUUAAAUGUUCUUUUUUUUAAAUGUAUACUGCCUGCAUUUAUUUGUAACCAUGAACAGUUUGUUAGCUGAUACUCAGAAACCUUGAGUUUUUUUUGUUAAGUAGUCAUCAUGAGAAAAAACAGAGAAACGCAACAUGAAAUUGUUGUCUUUGUACAGUUAAAUAGGGUUUAUUUGAGUUUACCUUUAAUUACCUGACUCAAAGGCAGGAAAGAAAUGCAUUACACAAUUAUUAUAAUUUUUUUUUGCACACAUUAUGCAUACUUGGGCUCCAAGUUAUAAUCAGACACUUCCUUCUAUUUACAUAAUAGUUAAUGGACUGAUCAAGUUUUUUUUUAUGUAGAUAAAACAUAUAUACACACACGUUCUUGAUAUGCACACAUGUAUGUUUGUCCACUUCUGCUCUUUGUAACCUUGUUGGCACCAUGUUUUCUGGCUGGUUCAGUCUUCAGUGCAAAAGUUUUUGGGGUUGAGAGCUUCGAAACAGGGGAAAUCCCACUUUUCCCCAGAAAAGCAGCCAAAUUUGUCAGACAUUUUCAACAGCAGGUUGUAAAAAAGUAAAAAAAAAACGAAAGGUAAAUUGUUAACGUUUCAAGCUUUGAACACCUGUGAUGUGAGGAGGUUUGUGUUUAGCCUGAUUGAUCUGAUGAAUCUGAAUAGAUUGAGCCAGUUCUGGCCAAAAUGAUUUACUUUAAUGCUGGUUUGAUUGGUUACAAACCAGAACAAGCAGUGUAAUGUUCAAGUCUCUCCCCAUAGUUUAAGUACAAAUUUAUGUUUGUGUGCGCGUGUGAGAAUGACUUGAUUGAAUUUAGUACAAAACAGUAAAAAAAAUUGUAGUUUUUUUUUUUUUUUAAACGGCACCAUGUUUUAUUUCUUUUGAUUUUCCUAUCUGUUUUUGUAUUUAUUAUUACAGUAUACUGUAUGUGUUCAUAGUUUUUCACAUCAGCUGCUCUGUGAGCUUGUAACUGACACCUGUACAUAAGUACAAUAAAGAAGCAAAGUAAUAAACUUCUUGUACCCUUGCAGAAAGCUGAGCAAUAAAACUAUGCUGUUUGGACCUCACAGCAUUAUGUUUU